AAAAGAAAUAUGUAAGCACCCCCCACACCACUUUAAUCUAAUAUUUCUUUCUUUUUCUCUUCUGUUCUGUACACAAUACAAUCAUCAAAUCUCUCUCUCAGAGGACAGAGUACAGUACUUUUCUAUUGUACAUAUUUGUGCAUCCAAUGUGUUUCUUCAUUGUAAUUUGUCCUUCUUUACCUUCUUAAAAACCACCUUAUUUCUCACUACUUCCAGACAUGUCAUAACAGAAUCACAUUGCUUUGCUCUCUCUCUUUCUCUCUGUAUUUGUGUUGGAAAGUAAAGCAAUCACUUGUAAUUGAAAAGAAGUUGCGAUGUUGCCAAAUUCAUCACUCUUCAAUUGAAUACACAGAAAGAAUCUUAAACUUGUUGAGUUGGCUCUUUCAAGAUUCAUUCUUGAAAGCCUUAAUGCACUCUCUGUGCCACAAAACGGACUCUUUUAUUCUCUGAAAAUUCACAAAUACAGAGUCGGGGGAUUUAGAUUGUCUCAAUUCUUAAAUGGGUUCUCUGAAAAUGGAAUCUUGAAGGCUUUUCCUCUCUGUUUGUGCCUCAAAACAACCUGUCGACCAUCUGGGUCUCCCAAAAUGGCUACUUUAGAAAUGCCCCACAUAGACCUAGAAUGCGGCCGCCGCAGCUCAGCCGGCGUCGGCAGCCCCACCAGUGAAGAGGAGGAGGAAGGCAGCGUCUGUUUCUCCGACGCUGACGAGGGUUCUUGCAACUCGCAGUUCUAUUCCACUGCUGGUGGUGAUGGGUCUUAUGAUGAUUACAGCAUUGGGUAUAGCUCUGAGAUUUUGGAGGAUGGGGCUUUUGAAUCUAGGAGAGCCUCAUCAGCGGCUGAUCUUUCUGACUCCUCAGUAGAUAUAGAAAGUGGUGGGCUUGUUGAAAAGAAGGUGCAUUUGGGGAUAGUUGAGAGAGAUUGUAGGAUUUGUCAUUUGAGUUUGGUGAGUAGUAGCCCUGGUUCUGGGGUUGCCAUUGAGUUGGGGUGCUCUUGUAAGGAUGAUUUGGCUGCUGUUCAUAAACACUGUGCUGAGACUUGGUUCAAAAUCAAAGGAAACAAGACUUGUGAAAUUUGUAAUUCAGUUGCACGAAACGUUGUUGGCCCUAACGACAUUGAGGCUGCACAAGUAGCCAGCGAGGGUAGUCUUGUUGCAUCGGCUGCAUCCUCCGUUCCAGCACCCUCUGCUACAGAGACACGAAGUUGCUUAACCGGCCACCGUUUCUUAAAUUUUCUUCUUGCUUGUAUGGUGUUUGCUUUUGUCAUAUCUUGGCUCUUCCACUUCAACAUCCCUUCAUAGGUUUUGUGUAAAACUUCAUGUACAAGAUAAUUGGGAGAGCCUGUAAAGAUGAUUCCAGACUUGCACCAGUCCUAUUGCAUGCUGCAUCUGUAUCUCUGAUUGCCUA
This is a messenger RNA of Sesamum indicum (sesame), 1401 nucleotides long. RefSeq lists its product as uncharacterized. The record is from RefSeq and is a predicted model, not a curated record. Gene Ontology annotation, molecular function: zinc ion binding. NCBI's taxonomy places the organism in Eukaryota, Viridiplantae, Streptophyta, Magnoliopsida, Lamiales, Pedaliaceae.